AUGCCCUCUGAGCAGCAGCAGCAGCAGCAGCAGCAGUUUCCAACGCUGCGGGACGCCCACCGCUCACCUGUGCAGCUGCCGCAGUAUUCGCGCACGACGAACGGCAAUGGGGAACCCAAGCGACGAGCUGUCGACAGCGACACGAGCGAGAACGGGACGUCAGGCCGAGCCGCCGCCAUCGCCCGUUGCGAGCGCGUGAGUAUGGAGCAAGUGCUGCUGAACCGCCGCUGGGCGUUCCACUACGCGUCGCCGCUGUUCCACUUCCAUCGCGACGAACUCAGUGAGUAUGCGCACGAUCUCGUGAAGGCGCUGCGGACGGCAGCGCUGCGUGUUUGUGGCCAGCAAUUUGGCUAUUCCGUGAGCAUCCGCAGCGCCGACGCGUUUGUGGUCUUUCAGGUUCACGAAGAGCGCGACCGCCAGCACGUUGCACAGCCGACCAAGACGGGAACAUCUGCGUGCGACCAGCAAGAGGCGCUGGAGCGCUCGGGCGGCUUUGUGCUCUACUUUCCCACCAAAAAAGAAGAGCGAGCGCCUCGCAAAGGAUGCGAGAGGCAACAGGUGCUGCUUUUGAGGGGAGACGAAGAGCUGCUGCGCUGGAUAUGCUCGUGGCUCCAGCGGCGCUUCCAGUGUGUCGUGAGCUCACAAGUGGUGCGCAUCAAGCAGCUGAACCUCAAGCGGCUGGCGCGCAACUGGACGGUGGCAAGGGGAGUAGAAGAAGAAGGCGACGCGCUUGUACGCAGCGGGUUCCCGACUGCACCAGAACCACUGCGAGCACCGCUGUUACUGCAAUACCGCGCGACGAAAGAAGAGGGCGUCGUGCGCACGUACACGCUCACAGUUCCUUGGGCUACGCUGCGUCGACUCUUCUGGCAGGCGAAAGACGGAUCUGGAGGCAGCUGUCCGUCCACUCACGUCCCAGAACUCAUCGAGAUGACAGAGCGCUUGUACGUUGACACGUUGCCGUUCGACUUGUCAACGUACGAGAUUGAGCGGAUUGAGAUGCAGGAAGUGGCCGUUGAGCUGGACGGAGGCGUGGAACUCUACAGCAUGGACCUUGUACACACUGUUCUAUUUAGCCUGCUGGAGCUGCUAGCCGUUCAGAACACCGGUGCGACGGCGCGGCCCGAGACGACGCUCUGA
Messenger RNA from Hyaloperonospora brassicae, 1140 nucleotides. The record is from the annotation of a GenBank genome assembly. NCBI's taxonomy places the organism in Eukaryota, Oomycota, Peronosporomycetes, Peronosporales, Peronosporaceae.